GACAAACCAAUCAUGAAAAGUGUAAUAUUGUUGACUAUCCUUUCCGUAGGAUCUUAUUCCUUGGCAAGUCCUGUAAAAAUUGAUCCAAGGAUCGAUUGGCGCAUUGUUGGUGGCUCGACGGCAGCUCCUGGCCAAUUCCCUUUUAUAAUUUCCCUUCGAACAGCAUCAAACUCUCACACUUGCGGAGGUUCCCUGAUUGCCAACGAUUGGGUCGUUACUGCCGCCCAUUGCGUCUACAAUGCCCGUCCUACAUCUCUGAGUGUUGUCGCAGGAAUCAACCAACUAAACGCAGAUGCACAAGGUGUUCGCGCCUCGAUAUCCAAAAUCAUCGUUCAUCCAGAUUACAACCAAAACAUAAUAACCAACGACAUUGCCCUCCUUAAACUCGCAAAUCCCAUCCAGGAGACUGAUUUGAUAAAAAUUGUAAGUUUGGAAAGUAAGGAAAACGAUGUUGUGCGAAACUGCACUUUGAUUGGAUGGGGAAGGACUUCGUAUCCUGGAAAUAUUCCCAACGAUUUGCAAUUUCUCAAUUUGAAAACUCUCACUUAUGAACAAUGCAAAUCGGCUUGGGCUACUGAAACCAUCGUUCAGUCUGAAAUUUGCACCCUGACACAGACCGGUGAAGGGGCCUGUCAUGGGGAUUCAGGAGGUCCACUUGUUGAAGAAUCCGGGGAAAAGGUGAACCUGAUCGGUUUGGUGUCCUGGGGGGCACCUUGUGCACGAGGAGUGCCUGAUGUGUACACAAGAGUCUCAGCUUUCUUGCCUUGGAUUAAAGAAAACACAAACAUUUAAAUAUUGCCAAAUAAAGAAAGACUGUAUUAAA
Messenger RNA from Tribolium castaneum (red flour beetle), 823 nucleotides. RefSeq names its product chymotrypsin-like proteinase 5A (gene Ctlp-5a). NCBI's taxonomy places the organism in Eukaryota, Metazoa, Arthropoda, Insecta, Coleoptera, Tenebrionidae. The transcript has 3 exons. Bases 13 to 792 code for a protein of 259 amino acids. The record is from RefSeq and is marked validated. Gene Ontology annotation, molecular function: serine-type endopeptidase activity. Gene Ontology annotation, biological process: proteolysis.